AUAUUUUUUCCAAUCUGCAGGAACACAGCUGGAUCCUGAAUUUGUUUAUGUGAGUCAAACAUUGAGUUGGUUCAGCGCUCAGAGGUACUGCAGGGAGAACUUCAUGGACCUGGCCACUGUGAGGAACGACACUGAGAGCCAGAAGGUCCAGAGCUUAAUACCGAGUGAAAAAAAGGCAUGGAUCGGUUUGUUCGGAGAUCCUCACACUUACUGGUCUGAUGGGAGUGACUCCUCAUUCAGAUACUGGUCCACAGGUUCACACUCAAUUGACUGGAAGAGUGUCGCAUGUGGUCUUUCAGAUGUGUGGAUUUCAGGAAAAUGGCUUUUACUUCCCUGUAACUAUAGAUACACAUUUGUCUGCUACAGCGUCCCUGUAAUGAAACGGGCAGUGAAGCUGAGGAUGAAGCUGGAGGACUCCUCUGUGGAUCUGAACGACCCUGCUGUGAAAGCAGACCUGCUGAAAAAGCACCAGGACAAGCUGCAGCAGAAAGGAGAGGGUGGAGUCACCCUGAAGUGGAGAGAGCAGCCUGAUGGGAAAGUCUUCCACAAAGAGGAAGAUGAGCUCUGAAACUGAAAUCCAACUUGUGUUUCUCUGUAAUCCUUGAAUGUGAAUGUUGAUAUUCUACCUGCUAAUUCACACUAAGAUCAGUGUCUGAAGAGCUAAACCAGAACCCUGAAUCCAUCCUGUAGACCUGUAGUCAUAGGAGGGUUUGUCCCUCAUCAGCAA
This is a messenger RNA of Micropterus dolomieu (smallmouth bass), 727 nucleotides long. RefSeq names its product lectin BRA-3-like. The record is from RefSeq and is a predicted model, not a curated record. Lineage: Eukaryota; Metazoa; Chordata; Actinopteri; Centrarchiformes; Centrarchidae. Bases 104 to 568 code for a protein of 154 amino acids. The transcript has 3 exons.